CUUAAAUUGGAAUUAAAGACGUACAUUUUAAUACAAAUAUGACCCAGAAUGCAGCCAAAUUCAAGUUUACCAACUUUGUGUGUGACUCAGUGAACCCAUUUUGGGUGGAGAUCUACCAAUGUCGAUUAAAGGCCAUUCGAAGGGACAAGACCAUACUCAACUUCAACGCGACCCUCUUGCAAACCAUCAGAAAAGCCAAGAUUCACGGACAAAUGUUCAAAAGAGCCAAUGGCUGGAAGCCCUGGCUCUAUAAUAUAUCUGUGGAUGGUUGCAGAUUUGUGCGGAAUCCCUAUGUGCCAGUAGCUGCCCUCGUCUUUAGUAUUUUUAAGGACAAUUCCAAUUUCAAUCAUUCCUGUCCCUACUCGGGCAUCGUUUAUGUCAUGGGUGUGCACGUGUUCCCGGAAACAAUCCCAGUUCCUCUUCCCUCUGGGGAUUACUUAAUUUUACUUAAAUGGUACUUUUCUAAUAGCCGAAAUAUUUCCACCGAAUUGGUCCUUUCCACGGGAAUUUAUUUUUCAUUUGACGAAUAG
Molecule: messenger RNA, 530 nt
Organism: Drosophila bipectinata
Lineage: Eukaryota; Metazoa; Arthropoda; Insecta; Diptera; Drosophilidae
Source: RefSeq, a predicted model, not a curated record